Argiope bruennichi is the source of this 2090-nucleotide messenger RNA. RefSeq names its product acetoacetyl-CoA synthetase-like. Gene Ontology annotation, molecular function: acetoacetate-CoA ligase activity. Gene Ontology annotation, biological process: lipid metabolic process. Bases 76 to 2079 code for a protein of 667 amino acids. The transcript has 18 exons. The record is from RefSeq and is a predicted model, not a curated record. Gene Ontology annotation, cellular component: cytosol. Lineage: Eukaryota; Metazoa; Arthropoda; Arachnida; Araneae; Araneidae.
AUCCAUUUCUACAGGACGUCCUUCAAUAAUUUGUUUUCUUCGAAGUUCUGAUUAAAUUACUUUGUUAUCAAGACAAUGUCCCAAUCGGAGCGUGAAGAUGACUCAGAAAAGUUGCCAGCGAUUGUUUAUCACCCCACGUACACAGAAACCCAGUUAGUGCACUUCCAGAAAAUGGUUGAAAAGGAGUACAAUGUGAAAUUUAAUGAUUAUUGGGAUCUCCAUGAAUGGAGCUAUAAAAAUUACCCAGAAUGCUGGGGCUGCGUAUGGCGUUUCUUCAAUAUCAUCUGCUCUAAACCAUAUUCUCAGGUGUACGAUAGGAAGAAUGGAUUCGAUAAUAUGGAAUGGUUCAAAGAUGCUCGAUUGAAUUAUGCUGAGAAUUUAUUAAAAUACAGAGAUUCAGAAACAGCAAUUAUUGCAACAGAUGCCGAUGACGAUACAGAAUAUAUUUCUUACGAGGAACUGUAUAACGAAGUUCGGGUGUACGUCACAGCUUUAAGGAAUGAAGGAAUCAAAAAGGGAGACAGCGUUGCCUGUUACAUGUCAAACAAGAAAGAGGCCGUUUUCGCAUUUCUGGCAACAGCCGCCAUGGGUGCCAUCUGGUGUGGCACUCUUCCUCUCUUAGGUGUAAAAGCUGUUCAAUCACGAUUCGAGCAAAUCAGUCCGAAAAUUCUUUUUACUACAGGAAAUUUUACCUUCGAUAAUAAAGAAUUCAACAUGAAUGAAAAAAUACCCGAAAUAGUUCCCGGCGUUCCAAGUCUGAAGAAAGUUGUUUACUGCCCUACUAAAUUGAAAAACGGAGAAAAUAUAUCCGAAAUACCCAAUUGUGUCUAUAUAUCAGAUUUCCUGCGUAAGGCUCGACAAGAAUUAGAACACAAUCCCAAGGAUAUCGAAUUCGAACAAUUACCAUUCGAUUACCCACUUUGCAUUUCCUUUACAUCCGGCACUACAGGAGCACCGAAAGCUUUGGUUCACUCUACAGGAAUGUUCUUCGCUAGUCUUAGGGAUUUUGGUUUACACCAGAAUUGUACGAGGAGAGACACGCUAUUUAAUCAAUGUCCAAAUGGAUGGAUUUCCUGGAAUAUGUCAGUCAACACUUUGCAUUUAGGGUUAACUCUUGUAUUGUACGAUGGAGACCCGUUUCAAGAAUCUCCCACAAGAUUUUGGGAUUUGGUGGACAAAUUUGGCAUCACUUCUACUUAUAUGUGGAGCAGCACAAUCGAUUUCAUGGAUAUAAAUAACUGGGGUCCAACACCACAACAUUCUUUAAAGACCCUGAGACAGAUUUUUCCAAUCGGAAGCCCAGCAAAACCUAGCACGUAUGAUUUCUUAACGAGGAAGGUGAAACCGGGUUUAUUUUGCACCUCGGGGUAUGGUUGUACUGAAGUGUUCGGCUUAAUAAAUGGGAUGGAUUCUAACAUGCCUGUGUAUAGGGGAGAACAGCAAGUGCCGUCUCUGGGAAUGGACAUUCGCGUUCUUGACGAAAACGGCGCCCCUGUAAUAGGAAAAAGAGGAGUUGUCGUUCUCGCCAAUCCCUACCCUGCUUUGCCAGUGAGUCUGCUCCACGAUGAAAAUAAAGAAAAAGUUAAAGAAUUAUAUUUAUCGGAAUAUCCAGGAUACUGGAACUUAGCGGAUGAUGGCUGGCAGAAUCCGAUUACUAAAGGAUUAGUAGUCUAUGGAAGGAGCGAUGAAACCAUGAAUCCAAAGGGUGCAAGAUACAACUGUGCGGAUAUUUAUUUUGCUUUGGAAGGUUUCCCUGGACUGAAAGACUGUGUUGUUGUCUCGCAAUACAACAAAGACAUGGAUGAAAGAGUUAUCCUGUUCGUUAAAAUGCUCCCAGGUCACUCACUUACUGAUGAUGUCAAAGAAGAAAUCAAUAAAACCAUCGAACGGCAUCAGACUUACGAACAUGUUCCUGAUAUCAUAAUGGAAGCGCCAGAUAUACCGUAUAACUUGACUGGGAAGAAAAUGAAUGCCUUGGUGAAGAAGCUUAUAAAUAAGAAACCGAUUAUGAAUGCUGAAAUUGUCAUCAACCCAUCUUGUUUAGAAUUCUACAAAAACUUGGAUUUAGGCAAAUUUUAAUAUUUUUAAAA